AUGGUGAAAGAAUUAGAGUUGAUUAAGAAGUUCCGAGAUAUGAAUUUGGCAGUGGAGGUGCGACCUCAGAGUUUGUAUCUUGGGACUUUGAUAAUCAAUACUGAUUUCUUGCCAUUAGAAAUUCCUGAGUGGAAAUUGGAUAGUAUUUCUAUGGAUUUUGUGUCUGAUUUGCCAAGAACCAAGAGUAAUCAUGAUACAAUUUGGGUGAUAGUAGAUAGAUUGACUAAAACAGCUCAUUUUCUUUCCAUUAAUAUGAAGUACAAGUUGGAAAAGCUAGCAGAUAUGUAUGUGAGAGAGAUAGUCAGAUUGCAUGGAGUGCCAACUAGUGUUGUGUCAGAUAGAGAUCCAAGUUAUCAAGCAAGCAUUGGAAUGGCUCCAUUUGAGGCUCUGUAUGGAAAGAAGUGUAGAACACCUUUGUAUUGUUAUGAAACUAGAGAGGCGAUCUUAUAUGCACCAGAUAUGGUUCAGAAGCAACAUGAGCAAAUCAAAUUGAUUAGAGAAAAGAUGAAAAUAGCACAAGAUAGGCAAAGGAGUUACUAUGAUAAGAGGAGAAAAUCUUUGGAGUUUCAGGUGAGUGAGCAUGUGUUUUUGAAAGUUUCACCUGUGACUGGAGUUGGAAGAGCUCUAAAGUCCAAGAAGUUAUCUCCUAAGUUUAUUGGGCCAUUUGAAGUGCUAAGCAAAGUUGGCCCUGUUGCUUAUGAGAUUGCUUUGCCUCUAAAUCUCUCAAACUUGCAUCCUGUAUUCCAUGUAUCGCAGCUUAGAAAGUAUAUUCCUGACCCUACUCAUGUAAUAGAACUUGAUCUUGUUCAAGUGAGAGAGAAUUUGUCAAAUGAUGUACAACCGGUGAAAAUUGUUGAUCGUCGUGUUAAGAAAUUAAAGGGUAAGGAUAUUUCACUAGUUAAAGUAAUAUGGAAUACUAGUGAUGAGGGAGAUGCCACGUGGGAAACUAAGAAUAAGAUGAGAGAAUUAUAUCUUGACCUUUUUCUAAGAAAGUAUGUUCCUGAUUCGUCUCAUAUAAUCGAGCCUGAUGUUGUGGAGUUAAGAGAUGAUUUGUCUGUGGAGGUUCCAGCUGCUCGUAUUGAGGAAACUAGAGUUAAGGAACUUAGAGGCAAGUCUAUUCGAUUAAUAAAGGUUGUUUGGGACCCAGUAACUGGUGAUGCCACAUGGGAAUAUCGGAAUGGAUCGCUCUUAGACCGACUCGGUUCCUUCUGGAUUACUUAG
This is a messenger RNA of Abrus precatorius (Indian licorice), 1221 nucleotides long. RefSeq lists its product as uncharacterized. Bases 1 to 1221 code for a protein of 406 amino acids. The transcript has 5 exons. Gene Ontology annotation, molecular function: nucleic acid binding. The record is from RefSeq and is a predicted model, not a curated record. NCBI's taxonomy places the organism in Eukaryota, Viridiplantae, Streptophyta, Magnoliopsida, Fabales, Fabaceae. Gene Ontology annotation, biological process: DNA integration.